AAGCUGGAAAAUCACUGCAGAGAGAUAAACCAAGAAGUAAUGCUGUCAGUAAACGGAUGGAUAUUGAUAUAAAUUCAGCCACACCAACUGGUGAAGGAGGUAAAGUCUUCUCAGCUAAGGAUGUAAUAGAUCAAAUACCGAAGACAGAUGAUGGUGGUAGACCCAUCCCGGAAUGGAAACGUCAGAUUAUGGCGAGAAAAGCAGCCGAACAAGCAACUAAAGAAGCGGCUGAAAAUAUGAAGAAAAAGAAGGAGGAAGAGCAAGAAAAUAAAUACAAGAAUUUGCCCGCCUGGAAAGCUGAUUUAUUGAGAAAAAAAGAGGAAGCUGCAGCUCAAGAGAGGAAAGAAGAGGAAGAAAGAAAGAGAAGACUGGAAGAAGACCGGCAGCGAGCAGCGAGAUUGGAAAAGGAAAGAAAGAAGCAAAACAGAAGUGGAGCAUUAAAACCUUGGGAAAAAGAAAUCCAGAAAGCCAGAGAGGGCAGUGAAGAGCAAUAUGUGUGACAUCUCACAUGAUUUAUUUGAUCUAGAGUUAGCCUGACAAGGUCGUGUGAGUGAAGCUCUUCGCUGUGUUCAAAACCCAACACACGCCUGACAGAACUUCCCCAACGAUAUUUUGUUGCUAUCAAUCAAAUUGCAGGAGCGUCAUCAAAGCGUAACCAUUCAAAUUUCCGCCCAAUGUUCAUCAUCUUGUUGAAAACAGUCUAUGAUUUUUGCCAACAAUGCAAACACGGCUUUUAUUGGCGGUGUUACCAUGACGACAAAAAUGAAUAUUCAUUGAAACUCAUUGCAAGAAGGCAUGAAAUUUGGGAUUUCGCAGUAUUCAUCUUGACGACGAGACAUACACUAUUCUGUCCGGCGUUAGUGGGGUGUAGUGAGGGCGCCACUCACACCUACAUGUCGGGCUAACUCUACAGUAAUUAUUUUACUUUUGAUACAUCUGCAUUGAACAUUGAACAGUUCCCACUAAAUCUGCAAAAACAAUCGUAAUCAGGUCCCUCACAUAAAUUAUUUACCAGGCUUGACACGUAACUUGUUAAAUGUUUGUAUAUUUACUUCCUUGCCUGUAAAUGAAUGCUCAGCUUCUAAAAAAAAUGGUUGCUAUGUAAACAUUGGUGUCUUGUAUCUCACAUCAAAAGCAAAUUUAUUAUAUUAAUAUCACAUUAGAUGGCCAUAGAAAUAAUUAGCAUGAUGUUUUGAAUAAUAUUUAUUAAAUACCAAAAUUAAACUUUUACUGUUACAUGCAAAUACGAUCAAAUUUUUAACAACAAAAAUCACCAUGGAGUCAGAAUAAACUGAGUAAUUUUGUUUAUUUUGCCCCAAAUAUUUAUUCCAGAUCAGUAUGUGAUCAAAUGUUUCUUUCAAUUUGUUUUGUAAAUUACAAGUGUACAUUAUUAGGCAAAAUAAAUAUUUGAUUGAUUGAUUGACUGAAAUGUCCAUAUUAUAUAACAUUUUAUAUCAUUUUUCAUUUGUCCAUUUAAUAUAUGUUAGAUCAAUUUUCAUUUCCCUAUAUUAUUUAAAGCGCUAUAGUCGUCAUGCCGCAGUGUUCGAAAUUGACCAAUAGCGAUGUACAUGUAUGCAACACGUUUAUAAUACAUUGUUUCUUUAUACAAAAAUCUAACACGAGUUGCGUGACUAUUGUCGCACUUUAAUAUGUUAGAUUAUUUUUUAUUUUUACAUAAAAUGUUAGAUUUUUUUUCAUUUGUCAUAUUCAUGGACAUAUUAUAUCUGUAUAUAUGAUUUUUCAGGCAAUACAUCUGAUUUUAGGUUUAUUGUUAUUUUGUAUGAUUUGUAGAAUAUCAAAACCUAUAUCAGAUUGAUUGAAGUUUGUAAAUUUGUCAAAAUAAAUUUAAACUGGAAACUUAAAAAUUGUACAUCAUACAAAAUUUACUUUCUGUUUUUCAUCACAAUUUACUCAUUCUUACAGUCGCCAGAAAACAAUUCUUAUAUGAAGGACGGCGGUUGUCAUGCCGCGCCCUGUUCGAUAUAAGAUAAGAUAACUUUAUUGACAUUAUUCUUUCUAUAGCAGAUGAACAUAGUCAAGUAAAAUUAAAAAAAAAGUAAAGAGGAUAAUCAAAUAGAACUCAUAGUGAAGUAUAUAACAUGUGUAAAUUACAGUUGACUGUUUACAUGAAACUCGAAUAUGCGCUGUGUGCCA
Molecule: messenger RNA, 2154 nt
Organism: Saccoglossus kowalevskii
Lineage: Eukaryota; Metazoa; Hemichordata; Enteropneusta; Harrimaniidae
Biological process (GO): actin filament bundle assembly
Cellular component (GO): cytoplasm
Molecular function (GO): actin filament binding
Source: RefSeq, a predicted model, not a curated record